AUGAUUAUCCGAAAGAGAACUGCAGUCAGUGAUGCAGCACUCAACAAAACCGGCUCAGCAUGUGUUGCUACACCUCUAGGUGGGACUAGCGACGACACCCCUCAGAUUAUGGACGCGUUCAAGCAGUGUGGAAAGGGUGGCAGUGUCGCAAUCUCAGAAGGCACAUACAAUAUUGGGCAGGUCAUGAACAAGUUGGAUUUCCAGAAUUGUGAUAAUCACAUCAACGGCAAACUGGUCUGGAGCGCGGAUUAUUGGCUUUCCCACAGCAUAUCGGUCAUAUAUGUAGGUCGUUCUACUGCACGGCGGAUCGGAGGCAAAAAUGUGGCCAUUAGGGGGCACGGGAAGGCACUCUUAGAUGGCAAUGGUCAGAAGUGGAGCGACGAAAAUAAGAAUGCUGGCAAUCAGAACGGCCGUCCAAUUUACCUGAAUCUCCGGCAAGCGACGAACUUCCUCGUUGAUGAAUAUCAUAAAACUUACACCAAGAAUAGGCACACUUUCGUUGCGCAUUCCCAGAAUGUCGCCAUGGCAAACCUCGAUAUGAAUACCGCGUCGAGCUCGCAGUAUAAAACGGUGAAUACGGAUGGCACAGAUACCUGGAAUUCUAAGGACAUUGACUGCAUUUCAGUCAAAGGAAACAGUACGAAUGUUUAUGUCUCCAACAUUACGUGUUACUCAUCGGGAGGAAUGUGCAUUGGCAGUAUGGGGCAGGACGCUUCCAAGCCAGAUUACAUCGACAACAGCAGCAACGUAGCAUGGAUCAAGACCUAUCCCGGCAACGGCCACGUCAAGAAUGUGAUGUUCCGGAAUAUCGAGUUUACUAAUGUCAACCAGCCGAUCUACAUCACAACUUUCCUGAAUUUUAGAGAGUACCAUAGGGUUGAAAUAUACUGGCACGUGUCCAACGAACUUCCCUCAGCAACUGGUAUCGCACAAUAUAUUUCUUUCAUGGGCGUCUGGGGAGGCCCCACCUCCGACCGUUCCCCUGGCACGCAUCUGCUAACUUCUGGACUUUAG
Hyaloscypha bicolor E is the source of this 1014-nucleotide messenger RNA. Its product is annotated as glycoside hydrolase family 28 protein. The transcript has 5 exons. Gene Ontology annotation, molecular function: polygalacturonase activity. Gene Ontology annotation, biological process: carbohydrate metabolic process. Lineage: Eukaryota; Fungi; Ascomycota; Leotiomycetes; Helotiales; Hyaloscyphaceae. The coding region runs from base 1 to 1014 and encodes 337 amino acids. The record is from RefSeq and is a predicted model, not a curated record.